Colletotrichum truncatum is the source of this 1530-nucleotide messenger RNA. Its product is annotated as ammonium transporter. Gene Ontology annotation, biological process: ammonium transmembrane transport. Gene Ontology annotation, cellular component: plasma membrane. Lineage: Eukaryota; Fungi; Ascomycota; Sordariomycetes; Glomerellales; Glomerellaceae. Gene Ontology annotation, molecular function: ammonium channel activity. The record is from RefSeq and is a predicted model, not a curated record.
AUGUCUUACAGUCACACAGGAGCUCCUACGGAGUUCAAUGGCACCAAUGCCGACUUUGGUGGUGACUCCACCACGGAGAACCUUAACCAAUGGUACCAGUCCGGCGACCAAUCGUACAUUCUCGUCUCCGCCGCCAUGGUCCUGCUCAUGAUUCCUGGCAUCGCCUUCCUCUACUCCGGUCUGGCCCGCAGAAAGUCGGCUCUGUCCCAAUUAUGGGUGGUAAUGAUGAGUUUCUCCGUCGUCGUCUUCCAGUGGUAUUUCUGGGGCUACUCGUUGGCCUUCAGCGAAACUGCCACCAACGGUUUCAUCGGCGAUCUUCGACACUUCGGACUGAUGAAGCUCCUCGCUACCCCUUCUCAAGGCUCGCCUCUCGUUCCUGCCCUCCUCUACUCUUUCUACCAAAUGAUGUUCUGCGCCGUUACCGCCGCCCUUACCGCUGGUGCCACUGCUGAGCGAGGCCGAGUCAUUCCCUGCAUGGUCUUCAUCUUCUUCUGGGCCACCCUCGUUUACAGCCCCGUCGCCUGCUGGGCAUGGAACGCCAACGGUUGGGCUUUCAAGUACGGUGUCCUCGAUUACGCUGGCGGUGGCCCCGUCGAGAUCGGCUCCGGUAUGUCGGCACUGGCGUACUCUUGGGUCCUCGGUCGUCGCAACGAGAAGAUGAUGCUCAACUUCCGUCCCCACAACAUCUCUCUCAUCACCCUCGGCACUAUUCUUCUGUGGUUCGGCUGGUUGGGCUUCAACGGUGGCUCCGCUUUCGGUGCUAACCUUCGCGCUGCCAUGGCUUGUUGGAACUCUUGCCUGACUGCCAUGUUCGCCGCCAUGACCUGGUGCCUGCUUGAUUUCCGUCUGGCCAAGAAGUGGUCGCUUGUCGGCUGGUGCUCCGGUACUAUCUCCGGUUUGGUCGCUGCUACGCCCGCUUCCGGCGUCAUCACCCCCUGGGCCUCCAUCAUCCUGGGUGUUGUCGCUGGUGUCGCAUGCAACUUUGGCACCAAGAUCAAGUUCCUCCUCAAGAUCGACGACUCCCUCGAUGUUUUCGCUGAGCACGGCAUCGGUGGUAUCGUCGGCCUCAUCUUCAACGCUUUCUUCGCUUCGGGCUCGAUCAUUGGUCUUGAUGGCGUCAACGUCGGUGUUACUGGCGGAUGGGUCGAUGGCAACUGGAAGCUCAUGUACAUUCAAAUCGCCUACAUCGUUGCCUGCUGCGCCUACACUUUCGUCAUGUCCGCCCUUAUCGCGAAGGCCAUCGACAUGAUUCCAGGCCUCAAGCUCCGUGCUUCUGAAGAAGCUGAACUGCUUGGUAUGGACGACGACCAGCACGGUGAAUUCUCUUACGACUACGUUGAGGUCCGCCGCGACUUCCUUGCUUGGACCCCUCACCAGGCCGAGCCCGCCGGAGAGGGCAAGUUCAUCCCUCAACACGGCAUUGAAGAGCACCAGAACAUGGCCAACAACGGCGGAAGCAGUGGCUCUGAUGAGCCCAAGCCUGUCACACCCGAAGGCGAGCCCAGGAGUGAAAAGGCUCCUUCCCUAUGA